Molecule: messenger RNA, 561 nt
Organism: Aspergillus candidus
Lineage: Eukaryota; Fungi; Ascomycota; Eurotiomycetes; Eurotiales; Aspergillaceae
Product: CSL zinc finger-domain-containing protein
Exons: 1
Coding region: 1-561 (186 amino acids)
Biological process (GO): protein histidyl modification to diphthamide
Molecular function (GO): metal ion binding
Source: RefSeq, a predicted model, not a curated record
AUGACCCAAACCCACACGCACUACGAAAUUCUCAACCUCGCCUUCCCUACCUCCUCCUCGCCCAGCUCUACAACAUUGACAAAACAACAACUCAAAACGGCCUACCACAAAGCUCUUCUCCAACACCAUCCUGACAAAACCUCCUCCACCUCCUCUCCCUCAACACCAACCUCAAUACCACCAUCAUCCACAACCACAAACCCCGAUAGGAAACACACAAUAGACGCCAUAACAACAGCCUACAAAACCCUCUCCGACCCGCGCCAACGCGCAGAGUACGACACCCGGCUCCGCCUCGAGCGCAACAACGCCCAAACCAGCGGGCCUGGUGGUGGCGACGCGCACUUCCACACAGGCCUAGAAGUGGUCGACUUGGAAGAUCUCCGCUACGAAGAAACAGACACAGAAACAGUAUGGUAUCGCGGCUGUCGGUGUGGAGAUGAGAGGGGGUUUCUGGUUACAGAGGAGGAUCUGGAGAGGGAGGUGGAGGGCGGGGAGGUUGUUGUUGGGUGUCGGGGGUGUAGUCUUUAUCUGAGGGUUUUGUUUGCUGUUGGGGAGUGA